CACUAUGUAUGCUAGAAGUACCAAUCUGUAAUGUUGUAUUUAGUUUGAGAUAGAGAAAUACACAUUUUACACUUUCUUUGUGACAUUUUUGUAUGAAAAAGAGGUCCUAGGCCUCAAACAAGUAGCCCUUGUUACCAUGGCCAUGAGAGUGCUGCAACUUUUAAAAAGGGCAUUUUUGCGCAUUCCCCUGAGUGCCAAACUGCAUGCAAAAUUUAAAAACUGCAUGAAAAAUUUUUGUUUCCCAAGAUGUUUGAUUCUAACAGACACACAUUCUUAAAACAUAACCAACCAUAGAUUUGCACUUAAUAAUUUCUUUCCUAUUAGAUAUUAAUGUUUACAACAAAAGUAGUCCGAAUGUUCUUUUAAAGGCAGCUUGGAGAACUCUGUAUUAAAAUUGCAAUAUUUUUCUUGUUCAUAAUAGCCUUGUUAUUAACAUGUAUAACUCAAGCAGUUGUUUAUGAACACAGAAAAGUUAUACAAAAAGAGUUGAGUCAAAAUGUCUGACAUGAAAAUAAAUAGCUAGAGCUUUUACACAUAAGCAUCCUUUACUCAGUGUUAAGAGCACUAAAAGGUGGAUGGCUUCCAAAGAUUGUAAUGAGAAAUAAAUAUUUUUUUUUCCAUUUUUGGUUGAAUGGUUAUAAUGCCAAAGCGAAUUACUCGCCUUCGGAAAGCUUGUAUUUUUGUUCUGACAGUUUUACAUGAACAACAUAGCAUACCUUUCAAAGGAAGAGUUAAGAAGAAAGAUAAUAACAAAUGAUUUGAGAAGAAAGAGUUUAAAUCUCAGUGAGUACAGUUUGCAUGACUUUCCUGCAGCUGUGCUGGAAUUGGCUGAGUUGGAGAAACUUGACUUGGCAGGGAAAAAACUUACAACAACACCUGAAAAUGUUGGAAAAUUAUAUAAUCUUACCGAACUUAAUGUGAAUCAUAACCAUCUGUCCAUAUUCCUUGCAAGUCUGACACAACUGAAGAAACUCAAAGUGCUGGACAUCUCACAUAAUGAGCUAACCACCAUCCCUGAUGCUAUUGGGGAGAUGGUGGAGCUGGAGGGACUGGGGCUGAGUUACAACCAGUUGACUGUGUUGAGUCCAGCUAUAAAACAGCUGAAGAAACUCAAAACCUUGGAUGUGAUGGGGAAUCCUUUUACAGUCGAAGGGAUAAGAAAUGUUAUAGAGCUUAAGGAUAAGAUUAAAUUUGUGCUUACAGAUGUCUCAGACAUUUUGAACAGACAGAGAGCAGAAGGACACAAAGCACAGUUGGCUUAUGAAAGGGCCUUGAAGGAUGGAUAUGUUAAAGUGUAUCGCGCCCGACUCAUGCUGAUUGGUCAGGAUCGCGCUGGUAAAACCAGUUUGAAGAAGAGUCUCUUAGGCCUUCCAUUUGACCCUAAAGAACAGAGCACUGAGGGAAUUGAGGUGGAUCCUUCAAAGUGUGAAAUUGAUGUUGACCAAGCUGUCAAGAACUGGCAGUUGACCAAGGAGAGUAAACCAGGACUGUUGGAAUAUUCAAAAGAUUUAGCAAAGGAUGUGGCUGACAGCAUGUGUGGAGCAGAUAUUUCUCUGAAAUUGGAAGAUGAAAUUGGAGUUGUUUUCAAGUCAAAGCAGGUGCAAGAGAAAGGUUUCACAGAUAUUCAGCAAAAAAAUGGCAAUGAAGAUAUUACUGAAUGCAAAGGUGAAAACAUACAAGCUGAGCCUGAUGUGAUGAUUGAUGUUGCUCAACCUCCUGAUACUGCGAAGCAUGUUCAUCAGUGGUUGAACUAUGCCAAGGGUAAACACAUAAAGGGAGCUUUAUUCACAGAAGAAUCGUAUAUUACAAUGGACAUUUGGGACUUUGCAGGGCAGCACCUGUACUAUGCCAGCCAUCCUAUCUUUUUAUCACAGCAAGCAGUGUACAUAUUGGUGCACAAUCUCAGCAAGCCUUUGGAUGCCCCAGCUGAGCCUUGUAUCAGACAAGGAAGUAAUGAUGUGAAAUUAGAAAACCCUAACAAUGAAAAAAACAUAGAGAAUUUGCUCUCCUGGCUGGCUACAGUACACAGUGUUGCCCAAGCAACUGAUGAUACAGAUAAUGAUGCACAACACAAGCUGCCCUACCUCCGCCCCGCUGUGUUCAUUGUUGGGACGCAUGCUGACAAACCAGUUGAAGACAUAACAGUGAUAAAGAAACAAAUACAGGAGAGAAUUUCUGGUAUGGAAUAUGAGAAGCAUGUGGUCAGACCCUUAUUCUGCAUUGACAACGCUAAAUUACAGAGGCCAAACUCGAUUAAGAAAUUCAUCCAGAGUUUGGGAAAGCGGAGAGGAAAACAUAAAACAGAGCAAGAAGGAAACGUGGAUGGUAUAAAUGAAUUACGGAACAAAAUCCUGGAGGUGUUAAGGCAGGAGCCUUAUAUGGGGGAGAAAAUACCAGUCAGGUGGUUUUUGUUUGAAAAGGUGAUUGGAGCUUUGGUCGCUAAACAGAUUUAUCACAGAAAUCUACAACAACUUGAGCACUAUGCAAGGAAAGAUUGUUUCAUGGAAGAUGCAAAAGAGUUUGACUCCAUGAUCAGUUUCUACCAUGGCCUGGGGAUGAUAAUCAAGCACCGCAGUACAGUUGUACUGAAGGCUCAGUGGUUGAUUGAUCUGUUCAAGCAGCUCAUAACCAUACCACCUUUCAAUAAACAGAAUCCCUUAUAUGCUAAGUACUGGCGGGAACUUGAAGGAAGUGGCAUCCUCAGCAUGGAACAUGUUGAUCAUGUUUUCUCCAGCGUUAUUGGACAAGGGAUCAUCAAAGAAGACAUCUUAGACAUGAUGGAGCGAUUUGGUUUGAUAGCAAAGUACUCACUUUGCCCAACUAAUGUGAAGUACUUUGUACCAGCUCAGCUGAAGUCAUCGCCUGAAGAACUCUGUAAGAUGAAACCAUCGUCAGCGGAUCCCUGUCCAUUGUAUCUUUUUUUUGUCCAUGGCUUUGUUCCUCAUGGUCUCUUCUUUCAGCUUGUCUCACGAUCCAUUCGUUGGUGUUCAAAGACAUGGCCCACGCAUCAACCUACCCUGUACCAAAAUGGAGCACGGUUCAUCAUUGGGAAAGAUAUUCAUGAUUUUGUCCUCAUAUGCAAAACGGGAUUUGUGAAGGUAAUCUUGAGACAAAGGACACAAAGUCAUCAGGUUGUAGGACAGAACUCCGCCGAACUAGCAACUGUUGUUCGUGAAUUUAUCGAAGACACCCUACAGAAUUUGUCACAAGAAAUGCCAUACCUAAGGGGUCUACAGUAUAGGCUGUGUGUUGCAUGUCCUUACUGUCAUCAAGGGGCAGAAGAACCACGUCGUGCAUGCUCAGACCACGUGAAAACCACUUGCACACACGAGGACUGCUUUCAUCUCAUUGAUGCAAAUGAAGGCCAAGCAAAAAUAUGUAUAAGAAAGCUAGGGAACAAAGUACUUCAUCCCUGUGGGUUGGGGAAAUGGUUCUUGAAAACAAGACGCCAGGGUUUAUCCUCUUCAAAUGAAGCGGCCAGAUCACAUGGUGGGACAAAUGAAGUUGAUCCAUUAAAGUCUGAAACGGCAUUGAAGGUGACCCUCUUGGGCAGUGAAUGGAGUUCAUCGAUGGGAGGCUUGUCUACCAUAAACAGGCAGUUUGCCAUUCUGUUGGCCAAACACUCGCAAGUGGACGUCACUCUUCUUGUUCCACAGUCUGCCUGUUCUGAAGAAGAGAGGAGAAUGGCAUCGAGUCACAAUGUAUCUUUGAGAGAGGCUCAAAGACGUCCGGGUUAUGCCAACCCCCUUGACUGGCUGAGUGCCCCACCGAGAGAUCUGGCCAUUGACAUAGUACUUGGUCAUGGAGCAAAACUUGGUAAACAAGCUCAAUUUAUCAGAGAAUCGCACAAAUGUACGUGGAUACAGGUAGUGCAUACUGCACCUGAAGAACUUGGAAUGCACAAAGACUAUCCUCUGGCCAUUUGUAAAGGUGAAGAGAAGAAUACAAUUGAGGUUGAGUUGUGUGAGUUGGCAGAUGCCGUGGUAGCAGUUGGACCAAAGUUGACGAAAGCUUACUCUUCCUACCUGCGCUCAUGUGAGAAGCACCAAGAUGUAAUUCAACUGACGCCGAGCACGUUCAGUGAGUUUUCCGACGUAAAACAAGCUGCAGGUGACAUGGAGAAGUUUAAGGUUUUAACAUUUGGCCGUGGUGAUCCAGAAGACUUUAGCCUGAAGGGCUACGAUAUCUCUGCCAGAGCUAUAGUUGAACUGAAAGAGAGAUCUUAUCUUCUGAUUUUUGUGGGUGCACCUGACGGUAAACAGGAUGAGGUUGCAGCGAAUUUGCUAAAGAGUGGAAUUGAUAAAAGCCAGCUAACUGUGAGGAAGUUCGUACAGAGCAAAAAGAAAUUGAAAAAAUUAUUUUGUGAAGUUGAUCUCUGCAUGAUGCCCUCCAGAACAGAAGGUUUUGGCCUGACGGCAUUAGAAGCUUUGUCUGCCGGUCUUCCCAUUCUUGUCAGUGGCAACUCAGGAUUUGGUGAAGCAUUGUGCACUGUACCAGCAGGGAAAUCAUUUGUGGUGGAUUCUGAGGACCCCAAAGAGUGGGCAAAGGCAAUUGCUGGUGUCCGAGAGAAGGAAAGAUCAGAC
Stylophora pistillata is the source of this 4583-nucleotide messenger RNA. RefSeq lists its product as uncharacterized. Gene Ontology annotation, cellular component: cytoplasm. The record is from RefSeq and is a predicted model, not a curated record. Gene Ontology annotation, molecular function: protein binding. Lineage: Eukaryota; Metazoa; Cnidaria; Anthozoa; Scleractinia; Pocilloporidae.